Molecule: messenger RNA, 1992 nt
Organism: Cladocopium goreaui
Lineage: Eukaryota; Dinophyceae; Suessiales; Symbiodiniaceae
Source: the annotation of a GenBank genome assembly
CAGCUGCGGGAUGCGCUUGGACCAGAGCGCGAGUCAUAGCUAUGAAGCAUGACCAGCUUCCGGCGCAGUGCGUUUGUAGAUUUCCUAUUGCUGGAGCCUGAUCCAGGGCCAGAUGUAUGGGACGGGCUUCAACCCUCGAGCUCCAAAUCUCAGUUCUGGAAGGCCAACACUUCCUUCACGCAGAAUGCCCAAAGUGGCUUUGACAGUUUCCUAGACACUAAAGGAUAUGUUGGUCAUGAGAUCCAGGCGCCAAGUAUGGUCAGUGCCCUUUUGUUUGGCACAGGCUUAGCUGCUGUGGGUGCAGGUGCAUAUUUCUUCACCAGGCCGCCGCCGGCCGAAGCAACGGGUGCAACGGGUGCAACGGGUGCAACGGGUGCAACGGGCGCCCAAGCUGAAGCAGCAGCUGCAGCUGCAGCUGAUCCACCAGCCGCCAUCUCUGCAGAGACCUCCGAACGAUUGGAGCGACGGGCGCAGCUGUUGAGUGAGCUGGAAAGUUUGGAGCCAGGCGACAGACGCGAGGAAUUACUGCAACAGAUCCAACAGCUGGACCAAGAACUUGAGGCAUCAAAUCCUGACAUCUUGGCUGGCAGGACCUUGCGACAGUUUCUGGCGGCAGAUGCCGCGCAAAGAGCGAAUGCUGGCACGGAGUCAUUCCUGCAACUGCUUUACAAUCGAAUUGCACCUGCCUUUACCCGGAUGGAGCAGAUGAAGCGUGUGUUGGAAGUCCGUGUGCAGAAUGUAAGCACCCGCGUUCCACAGAUUAUCAGUGAAGAGGUAGAAGCUGCAACAGAGGAAACCAGGAAUCUUCUGCAGAUACCCUUGCCAGAUGCACGGUUGAACAUCUCAGAGCACUUGCCAUCCCUUACUAUGCUUCUAGCAGGGUUGAUGGCACCUUUACAACUGAAGGUGAUGUAUGCCGACAAUCUCGCCCGCUUGGGAAUCAGCGGCGCGAUCCUCUCCAUGGAUGUCAUUGCACUUCUCACUGCCCACGGGACCAGGUGCAUCAGCCAGCAGCUCCCUUUGCUUGGCACCUUGGAUGCCUUGCACGUGUGGAUUGGGGUGGAUGCCAUCAGUUUGGGCUUCGCCUGCGCCGUGAGUGCCAUGGUCUUGCAGAAAUGUGGCCAAACUAUUGCGGAGGUCGAUGCUUCUAGGGAAUUGCCCGAAGCCAAUCCAUCAUCGGAUCCAGAGGAAGCCUUUCGUGCAGCGCUAGAGAAGCAGCUGCUAGCAGGAUCGAAAGCUAUCAUUAUGUAUGACUCAUUGUCUGGAAGCACUGUCUUGAGGCUCUUGCCAGUGCUGUCCCUCUUUGACUUUGUGUGGCAGGCCAAUGGCUUGAUGCUGCUGUUUGACACACCGGGAUCCAGUUGUGGAGCGCAUUUCCUUCUCGAUUGGUCUCGAGGUCGUGGCGUGAUCUUCCUGAUUGGUUUGGUCCCAAUGCUCGCCACCGUGGGCCUGGCUGCUGUACGUGUGGCUGUGUCGAGCUCAAGCUUUGGACAAUCGCUCUUGGAAGCUGCCGCCAAUCUUGACGAGGCUUCUUUUCCUCAUGGCCCACCAGUCUUUACCAUUCUGGUGCGCUCCUUCGUCGUCCGGGACGUGACUGACAUGGCAAAGAUCCGAUUGCAAGUGGCGAAAGCUGAGGAGACAAAGCUGACCUCAGCACGAGACAAUAUCCAAGCAGAGAAGGACGCUGUGGAAGCCAAACUCGCUGCGAAGGAGGCAGAGCUGCAAACCACCAGCGAACAAAUUCGUGUCCAACAGGAGGCCCUUGCGCAAGACCCAAGGGAGGCAGAAUUCGUCCGACAGUACCGAGAGGCAGUGGCUCAGGCGAUGGCCUUACAGUCUGGGAGUUUGGAUGCGGUGGUCUCCAGUGCGCUCGCGGCAGUGGAGCUGCCAGAAACCUCGGUGCCUCCAGAAAUGGCCGGAUUGGGCUUCGCAUCUUCAGAAGCUGCAGCCUCUGAUGGCGAUCAGGGCGGUACUGGUGGAGCAGCUUCUUGA